AUGGGGGGCAGGGGCCCCCCAUUACGCAGGGACAGUCGUGCACAGGCCCCCACUGGCAACACCCUGGAGAACCCCAUUUUUGGAGACACUGUUGCCACCUGCCCAGCUGGUCUUGGAGGCAGUAUAGUCACCUGCCCAGCUGGUCUUGGAGGCAGUACAGCCACCUGCCGUGGUCUUGGAGGCAGUACAGCCACCUACCCAGCUGGUCUUGGAGGCAGUACAGCCACCUACCCAGCUGGUCUUGGAGGCAGUAUAGCCACUUGCCCUGGUCAUGUAGGCAGUAUAGCCACCUGCCCAGCUGGUCUUGGAGGCAGUACAGCCACCUGCCCAGCUGGUCUUGGAGGCAGUACAGCCACCUGCCCAGCUGGUCUUGGAGGCAGUAUAGCCACCUGCCCUGGUCAUGGAGGCAGUAUAGCCACCUGCCCAGCUGGUCUUGGAGGCAGUACAGCCACCUGCCCUGGUCAUGGAGGCAGUACAGCCACCUGCCCAGCUGGUCUUGGAGGCAGUACAGCCACCUGCCCAGCUGGUCUUGGAGGCAGUGCAGCCACCUGCCCAGCUGGUCUUGGAGGCAGUGCAGCCACCUGCCCAGCUGGUCUUGGAGGCAGUGCAGCCACCUGCCCAGCUGGUCUUGGAGGCAGUGCAACCACCUGCCCAGCUGGACUUGGAGGCAGUACAGCCACCUGCCCAGCUGGACUUGGAGGCAGUGCAGCCACCUGCCCAACUGGUCUUGGAGGCAGUGCAGCCACCUGCCCAGCUGGUCUUGGAGGCAGUGCUGCCACCUGCCCAGCUGGUCUUGGAGGCAGUGCAGCCACCUGCCCAGCUGAUCUUGGAGGCAGUGCAGCCACCUGCCCAGCUGGUCUUGGAGGCAGUGGAGCCACCUGCCCAGCUGGUCUUGGAGGCAAUAUAGCCACCUGCCCUGGUCUUGGAGGCAGUACAGUCACCUGCCCAGCUGGUCUUGGAGGGAAUAUAGCCACCUGCCCAGCUGGUCUUGGAGGCAGUACAGCCACCUGCCCUGGUCUUGGAGGCAGUGCAGCCACCUGCCCUGGUCUUAGAGGCAGUAUAGCCACCUGCCCUGGUCUUGGAGGCAGUAUAGUCACCUGCCCAGCUGGUCUAGGAGGCAGUACAGCCACCUGCCCUGGUCUUGGAGGCAGUGCAGCCACCUGCCCUGGUCUUGGAGGCAGUGCAGCCACCUGCCCUGGUCUUGGAGGCAGUGCAGCCACCUGCCCUGGUCUUGGAGGCAGUAUAGUCACCUGCCCAGCUGGUCUAGGAGGCAGUACAGCUACCUGCCCUGGUCUUGGAGGCAGUACAGCCACCUGCCCUGGUCUUGGAGGCAGUACAGCCGGCUGCCCAGCUGGUCUUGAAGGCAGUACAGCCACCUGCCCAGCUGGUCUUGGAGGCAGUACAGCCACCUGCCCUGGUCUUGGAGGCAGUACAGCCGGCUGCCCAGCUGGUCUUGAAGGCAGUACAGCCGGCUGCCCAGCUGGUCUUGAAGGCAGUACAGCCACCUGCCCAGCUGGUCUUGGAGGCAGUACAGCCACCUGCCCAGCUGGUCUUGGAGGCAGUACAGCCACCUGCCCAGCUGGUCUUGGAGGCAGUACAGCCACCUACCCAACUGGUCUUGGAGGCAGUACAGCCAGCUGCCCAGCUGGUCUUGGAGGCAGUACAGCCACCUGCCCAGCUGGUCUUGGAGGCAGUACAGCCACCUGCCCAGCUGGUCUUGGAGGCAGUACAGCCACCUGCCCUGGUGUUGGAGGCAGUACAGCCACCUGCCCUAACCUUGGAGGUGUUAAG
This is a messenger RNA of Procambarus clarkii (red swamp crayfish), 1791 nucleotides long. The record is from RefSeq and is a predicted model, not a curated record. Lineage: Eukaryota; Metazoa; Arthropoda; Malacostraca; Decapoda; Cambaridae.